AUGGCACGAGGUAACCAACGAGAUCGUGACCGUGAGAGGGCACAGGCUCGUACUUCAGGCAAGGGAAAGACUAAAGAUGACGGGCUGACUCCCGAGCAACGCCGUGAAAGGGAUGCAAAGGCAUUGCAAGAGAAGACGGCGAAGAAGGCGGCUCAGGCAGCAGCCGCCUCUGGAGGAGGAGGAGGAGGCAAAGGAAACAACUAGUAAUAAACCCUCUUCUUGGAUUGGAGACAUUGAAAUGUAACUUUUUCAGUCUUCUGGGUUUGAGUUUAUUCUUCGUUUGAUAAUGUCUGAUAUUCAGUUUCUGUCUUUGAUGUUUUAACUUAAAACAGCUCCACGACCACCGUUCUUGUUCUGUCUCUGUUGAGCUUUCUGUUGCAUUGAUCAGAAACUUUGGUACUUUUCUGAAUCUUU
Tarenaya hassleriana is the source of this 414-nucleotide messenger RNA. RefSeq names its product small EDRK-rich factor 2-like. The transcript is spliced from 2 exons. The coding region runs from base 1 to 204 and encodes 67 amino acids. NCBI's taxonomy places the organism in Eukaryota, Viridiplantae, Streptophyta, Magnoliopsida, Brassicales, Cleomaceae. The record is from RefSeq and is a predicted model, not a curated record.